AUGUUCAAUUCUCUCAAACCAAAACCUUCCCUCCAACGUUCUCUCGGAUGCCUCUCCACUUCAGCAACUUCUUCCAAAACCCACCACUACCAUCUCCCUCUCAUCUCUUCCUUAAAAGCCGCUGCAACCCAUUGCUCCAUUUCUCAAGGCCGAAAAACCCAUUGCCUCGCAAUCAAAUCAGGCUUCAUUUCCAACCCUUUUAUCCAAAACACCUUGCUUAACAUGUAUGCCAAGUGCGGUUUCAUUCAAGAUGCUCAACACUUGUUUACUUCUUCUCGUAACUUGGACCCUGUUUCUUACAACAUUAUGAUAUCUGGGUAUGUGAAAUCUGGUCGCUUCUAUGAAGCGCGGAACUUGUUUGAUCAAAUGCCUAAAAAGGGUUGCGUUUCUUAUACUACAAUGAUAAUGGGAUUUGCUUCAAAGGCUUACUGGAGAGAAGCGAUUGGGAUUUUUAAGGAGAUGAGAUAUGGUGGUAUUUUGCCUAACGAGGUUACGUUGGCAAGCUUGAUUUCUGCUUGUUCGGGUUUCGGAGGGAUUUUCAUUUGUAAGAUGUUACAUGGUUUAGCGAUUAAGGUGAUGCUUGACGAGUUUGUUAUUGUUUCAACCAAUUUGCUGCACAUGUACUGUGUUUGUGGGAGUUUAAAGGAUGGAAGGGACAUGUUUAAUGAGAUGCCAGAGAAAAAUGUUGUUUCUUGGAAUGUGAUGUUAAAGGGAUAUGCAAAAGCUGGGGAUGUUGAGGUUGCCCGAGAGUUGUUUGAGAAAAUUCCUGUGAAGGAAAAAGAUGUUGUUUCAUGGGGCACCAUGGUUGAUGCUUAUGUUAAAGUGGAUUGGUUAAGUGAAGCUUUACUAAUGUUUUGUGCUAUGUUACGUAAUGGGGUUGAGGCAAGUGGCGUUAUGAUUGUUGAUUUAGUUUCGGCAUGCGCACGACUGAGUGCAACCCGAGAGGGCUUUCAGCUCCAUGGUAGGAUUGUGAAGGUGGGUUUUGAUUGUUAUGAUUUUGUGCAAGCAACUAUCGUUCAUUUUUAUUCAGCUUGUGGGAGGGUUGAUCUUGCUUAUUUGCAGUUUGAAGUGGGUGUUAAGGAUCAUCUUGCUUCUAGAAAUGCCCUUCUUGCAGGAUAUACAAGGAACGGAAUGAUCGAACAGGCGAGACGGUUAUUCAAUGAGAUGCCUGAAAGAGAUAUUUCUUCAUGGAGCUCUAUGAUUGCUGGUUAUGCACAGAGCGGGCAACCUAACAUCGCUUUAGAGCUCUUCCAUGAAAUGCUAGCUACUGGUCUGCAGCCAAACCAAAUAACAAUGGUAAGUGUUUUCUCUGCUAUUGCCUCACUAGGCAUGUUGAGUGAAGGGGGAUGGGCUCAUGAAUAUGUGCACAAUAACUGCAUCCCUCUUAAUGACAACUUAGGUGCUGCUAUCAUUGAUAUGUAUGCAAAAUGUGGGAGCAUCGAUGCUGCCUUAGAAGUGUUUUGUCAGAUCCGAGACGAGGCCUCAACCGCCUCACCUUGGAAUGCAAUGAUAUGUGGCUUGGCCAUGCAUGGACAUGCGAAUUUAUCACUCGAAAUAUAUUCGGAAUUGGAAAGGAGGCAUCAUAUCAAGCAAAAUUCGAUAACAUUCAUCGGGGUCCUUACGGCAUGUUGCCAUGCUGGGUUGGUAGAACUCGGGGAGAGGUAUUUCAAACGUAUGAAGAGUGUAAACAACAUAGAUCCCGGUAUCAAGCAUUACGGCUGUAUGGUAGAUCUGUUGGGCCGAGCCGGUCGACUAGAAGAAGCGGAGAGAAUGAUAAGGAGCAUGCCUAUGAAGGCAGAUGUAGUGAUUUGGGGGACAUUAUUGGCAGCAUGUAGAAAGCAUGGAAAUGUGGAUAUAGGAGAAAAGGCUGCAGAGAAUUUGGAGAAGUUGGAAACAUGUCAUGGUGGGGGUAAAGUUCUUUUGUCCAAUUUAUACGCAGACGCGGGGAGGUGGGAAGAUGUAUUUUCUGUAAGGAGAGUAAUGCAAAGUCAAGGAAUGAAGAAAUAUCCCGGCUACAGUGGUGUUGUCUGAUAAAAUUUAUAUUUACAUCGAUUGGGAUUACUAUUCUAAUCAAUAUUAUAUUUAAUAAGUGAAAAGAUUUUACAUCGAA
This is a messenger RNA of Hibiscus syriacus, 2110 nucleotides long. Its product is annotated as pentatricopeptide repeat-containing protein At5g19020, mitochondrial. Gene Ontology annotation, molecular function: RNA binding; protein binding. The record is from RefSeq and is a predicted model, not a curated record. Lineage: Eukaryota; Viridiplantae; Streptophyta; Magnoliopsida; Malvales; Malvaceae. The coding region runs from base 1 to 2031 and encodes 676 amino acids. Gene Ontology annotation, biological process: RNA modification. The transcript has a single exon.